This is a messenger RNA of Cephus cinctus (wheat stem sawfly), 2964 nucleotides long. RefSeq names its product cytochrome P450 307a1. The transcript is spliced from 2 exons. Lineage: Eukaryota; Metazoa; Arthropoda; Insecta; Hymenoptera; Cephidae. Gene Ontology annotation, molecular function: oxidoreductase activity, acting on paired donors, with incorporation or reduction of molecular oxygen; monooxygenase activity; heme binding. The coding region runs from base 734 to 2392 and encodes 552 amino acids. The record is from RefSeq and is a predicted model, not a curated record.
CGGCAGAGCAGCGGCCUUAAUAAGGAACAGCAGAACACGCUUGAGCGAACGGGAGGACCUGCCGCAGGCUCACGACUAUAAGAGCCCCGGCCUCGCGAAAGAGACGUCCAUUCAGUAGCAAGGCACUUACCACUUGCCCGUCUAGCCUCUUUAUCGCCAGAUACUCGCAUCUCCGGGAGACGCGAAUACAUUUGUUUCUACAUACUGCCGUCUCCCUUUACUCGUAAACUCGUGAGCUCAUCCAAUUGGUUCCAACACACGUCAGUGAUCUUGUGCGUCCUAGUACUUUGACAGAGUGCCGUGCCGAGUCCCCUUGGCCUCUACGAUUUAAGGAGUCCUAGGAACCUUAGUCUUCGGAUAUUCCCUUUUCCACCGUUCCUUAUAUAUGUAUCUGCAAUUCCCACUCGAGUACUUCCUCUCCUUGGAGGAUCUUCUUCAGGAUCGUUCCUUCCUCGUUGGUUAAUCAUAGAUUUAUCCUUACGACUGAUGCACCAGGUCCUGUCCCGAUUGUCUCGGUCCACCUAGAGCUUCUGGAGUACCGUGAGAACGCGUAAGGAUCAUAUUGCAUCCGAGUGCGGCGUGAGGUGAGAGUCGAAGGAAAGUGCUCGAGAUUAAUAUCCUUCAGGAAUCUCUAACGGUACUGCGUGCAAAGUGCUUUCGGAUGCUGGAUCGGGAGAGUGUCGUCGAUCGGCUUGUCUAAAUUCCAUAAAUUUUGUACCUGUUCAUCCCGGCGAUGGAUGUUGGAGCAUUUUGGAUCCUCUUCACCUGUGCCACCAUCCUGGCCAUGAUCGCCAGAAAUCGUUUACGGUCUGGACCCACGGAAGAGGAGGGUGACACGGUAGCCUGGGAGAAGGGCAAGCUCCGCAAGGAGAAGGAUCAAGCGGAUGACAUCAAGAAGGAUAAGCGAGCUGGAAGAAUGAAGAAGCUUCUGAAUGGUCCUAGGGCACUGCCCCUGUUUGGGAGUCUCCAUCUCCUGGCGAGCCCAGGUGGACCCUUCGAAGCGUUCACCAGGUUGGCACGGAAGUACGGAGACAUCUAUGAGAUUCGUCUAGGAGUAGCUACCUGCGUGGUGGUCAGCAGCUACAGUCUCGUCAAGGAAGUUCUCAUCACGAAGGGUAGUCACUUUGGGGGUCGUCCUGAUUUUCUACGUUUCCACCAGCUCUUCGGGGGUGAUCGAAAUAACUCUCUCGCGCUUUGCGAUUGGUCCGAUCUGCAGAUGAAGAGACGAUCAUUGGCCAGGAGUUUCUGUUCGCCACGAAGAGGAAGUCCUCAGCAGGAGGAACUGUCGAGGGUGGCUACCUUGGAGGCAUCGCAAUUCAUGUCGGCGCUGACGAACGAGGAAUCUCAGGACGUUCUGCGCGGCGAACGUUCCUUGAAGCCACUUCUUCUGGGAGCCGUGGCGAACAUGUUCACCAGGUACAUGUGCUCGACGCGGUUCAGUUACGCCGAUCAGGAAUUCUGCAAGAUCGUCAGGACCUUCGAUGAAAUCUUCUGGGACAUCAAUCAAGGCUACGCUGUGGACUUUUUACCCUGGCUCAGACCGUUCUAUGCCGGUCAUAUGAAGAGGUUGAAUAAUUGGGCUACGGGGAUAAGAACCUUCAUCCUGAAGAGGAUCAUCGAUCGGCAUCGCGCCAGUCUCGACUCCGUGAACGGGGUCCCUAGGGAUUUCACUGAUGCCUUGCUUCUUCAUUUAGAGAGUCCCGGGUCCGGUUUAUCCUGGGAACACAUUAUAUUUGAGCUGGAGGAUUUUCUAGGAGGUCAUUCUGCGAUUGGGAACCUGGUGAUGCUCAUACUAGCCAAUUCAGUGGUGCAUUCUGAGGUCCAGAGUAAGAUCCAGGCAGAGUGUGAUACCGUCCUAUCCCAACCUGGUCGAUCACGAGCCCUGGUUACUCUAGAAGACAGAGCCGACAUGCCCUACACCGAGUCCGUCAUCUGGGAAACUCUGCGUAUAUCCAGCUCACCGAUAGUUCCUCACGUAGCGACCCAGGACACUGAAAUCGGCGGCUACAACGUGGCAAAAGAUACAGUCGUUUUCGUUAACAAUUACGAACUGAAUCUAGGGGAGUCUUACUGGGGUCCUGGAUCCCGUGAGUUUCGUCCUGAACGUUUCCUUAAGUACUCCGUCCCAGAGGCCGCUGGAGACUCCGGCGAGAAGCCCAAGGUCAGGAGGCCUGAACACUUCGUCCCAUUUUCAACUGGCAAAAGGACCUGUAUUGGUCAGCGACUGGUCCAGGGUUUUACAUUCGUCCUGGUAACGGCUCUCUUUUCACGCUUCGACAUCUCUCAGGCCUCCGAGGAUCUGGCUUCUCGUCUGUUACCAGGAUGCGUCGCGGUACCUCCGGAUCCUUUCCACCUGGUGCUCGUUCCUAGAGCAGGCAAAUCCGAUGACUGAAAAUAUGCAUGAGCUAACGUUAAAGAGUAUACGUGAGAUUCACCGAACAGUGAACAAUCGUAUAGCCUAUCCGUAUUAUUUGCUGUACUCUAGAUUAUAGAUAAUUUUGGGAAAAUCCAUAAGACAGAGCGAGGGAGGGAGAGAGUAUGAGUGUUUAGACAAUAUAAGAACGAGGCUAAGAGCACUAGGAAGACUGAUUAACAUUGACACGGAAUCGAAUUCUGAAUCGGAAAUAGUGAGAUGCGUAGAAUCUGACGGGUUAAAUUAUGCAAUUUUAGCAUUUCCUAAAUUACAUAUGCUACUCCUAUAUACCGAUAUCGAUAGAUCUCCUUAAGUUUCCAGAUCUAAAAAGUAUAAUAAUGAAAUCUAUAUCAUACGUAAAUACGUGCUUGUACAUGUCACACGCAUUAUCAUACCCACAUUAUCAUCCACUAAUCACUAUAUCAGGAGACCAUGAAGUCGGUAAAUAUUUCCGAUUUAUAUUCUCCUGCGCUUACACUGUAUUCCUCAGACUUUGUAAAUAGGUACACGCGUGACAUAUAUUUCUAUUAAUAAAACAAAAACACAAUUAA